Molecule: messenger RNA, 234 nt
Organism: Podospora pseudopauciseta
Lineage: Eukaryota; Fungi; Ascomycota; Sordariomycetes; Sordariales; Podosporaceae
Exons: 2
Coding region: 1-234 (77 amino acids)
Source: RefSeq, a predicted model, not a curated record
AUGAUUGGGAAGGGGGGAAGCUGCGCAUAUGUAUUGCAAGAUAUCGGGGUGGUAGUGGCGACCCUGAGUGCUCCUAUCGCUCCUGCCUCUGCUUGCCUGAUUCCACAGCACAACGCCGUCCAGGCGAAUCCUACUCACUUGUUCUUGAUCAGCUUCAGCUUUUCGGUUUUCCGUCGUGCCACAAAACAGGGAGACGGUUGUCUCACCAUUCACCCGAGUGAACGGACCCCUUGA